This is a messenger RNA of Magnusiomyces paraingens, 2460 nucleotides long. RefSeq lists its product as uncharacterized. The record is from RefSeq and is a predicted model, not a curated record. Bases 1 to 2460 code for a protein of 819 amino acids. The transcript has a single exon. Lineage: Eukaryota; Fungi; Ascomycota; Dipodascomycetes; Dipodascales; Dipodascaceae.
AUGGAUCUCCCCAAGACCCCCCGCGCAGGUGCCGCGUAUGGGCUGGCGGCCAUUGCAAUCGGUGACCGUGUCACUCUACCUGAAGGCCAGGUUGCCGUGCUUAAAUAUGUCGGCCCCAUCGAUGGUAAAACGGGCGAGUUUGCUGGUGUUGAACUUGUUGACGAGUACGCAUCAAUGGGCCGUCACAAUGGUGAUCAUGCAGGCCGUCAGUAUUUUUCUACAGAAACACCCAUGUCUGGGCUUUUCAUCUCGUAUCCUAAACUCAUUCGUUCGAACUCGGCAGCAACUGCAGCCACUGCAAGAAAAUCAUACAUUGGUCGAAGAAGUUCUUUCACACCAACAGGAGGAGGUCUUCCCAAUCGCUCAACAAACUCAACACGCUCUACUGGUAGACCUUCCUCAGUUCUUUCUACAGGCAGUAAUGGAAGUGGUAGUGUUCCCUCUUUCCCUUUACCAACACCGACUGCUUCUUCUUCUUCUUCAUCACAAGCUCCCAACAGACUUAGAUCCCCACAGGCUGGUUCCACUCAGCUGCGCGCUAGCACACCCACUUUUAAGCGGCCACCAUCCUCAGUUGCACCUAUGAAACUUGACCAAGCAUUCCCAAGUAUAUCUGCAGAUAAACGUUUCUCCAGCUCAAGUUCUGAUUUUGGAGAUAAUAAUAAUAGUCCCUCACAUGCAGGCACCCCAUCAACACCCCUUACUUUUAACAGCGACUAUUUCGAUGGAGAAUCCCAUCACAAUCACCAUCACUCGUCAUCAAUUGAUGAUACCAGUAGUAUUAAUAGUGGGAGUCUGAGAGAGCCUCAGGGUAAUACCAGUGCAGCAAUAGCAAAUGCAGUAGCUCAUGCAGUUUCAACAGUCCAAGCUGAAGCCCAACGUGAAAUUUUCGAAUUGCGCAAACAGAUUCAAGAACGUGACGCACAACUCCAACAACAAUCUGAAGAACUCCAAGAACUAGAAAAAACUGUACUUGAGGUUGAACAAAAUAUGAGCAAUGUGGAUACCAAGUCUCUCGGUAGUAGUGCAAUUAGCGUAGAAAUUGAACAACUCAAACAAGUACACCAUAGUGAACUAGAGGCUGCCUUGGAAGAACGCGACCGCAAGUUUUCACACAUGAAGGCACAAUUUGACGAAAAACGUAAUGAGUUCCGCAAAACAAUCGAUGCUCUGCAAGUAGACUUGCAAGAAUCAAACUCGGUAUAUGUGCACGAGAUUCAAACAUUACAGAGUAAGCUUGCCGAAGCUGAAAAAGUAACAGAGCGUGUUAAUGAGCUUGAACAAUUAAUUCAGGAUUUGGAAGUCAGUGCAAACUCGGCAGCUGCUGCUCCUGCAGCUGCUGCAACCUCUACAAACAUUGAUGAACAAAGAGACGCUAAAGCGCAAUUUAAAAAGCUUGCUGACGCAGAAAAUAAACUGUUAGAGAAUGAAGGUCGGUUAAGCGAUCUAAUGGCACAGCUGGAGGAUGCACGCAGCAAGAUUGCAAUUUUAGAGGCAGCAGCUGCAUCAGUGACUGCCAGUACACCCGCAUCACCCAUCUCAUCUUCACGUCGUACGAGCUUUAUUCCUAAUAAUAAUGAGGCUCACCAGAAACAAGUUGAUGAGCUUAAGAAGCAGAUUGAGGAGCUUAAAAGAACCGUGGAAGACUUGACAGAUGAUAAGGAGAUUAUGGGACAUCGCUUGGAGCAGGCCCAACUUGAAAAGGAAAUUGCUGAGAAUGAGGCUGGUAUCUUUAAGCAAGAACUGCAAAAGGAACGCAAGGGCAGGUUGAAGGCUGAGCAAGAAAUGAGUGAAUUGCUCAAGAAACUGGCCAAGGCUGAAAUGGAUAUGACAAAGCUUGAGGAAAUGCUUGAGGAAAAGAUUUUCCAGCAAACUGAGGCCGAGAAUGCCCGUCAAGCCGCUGCGUUAUCGUCGUCGUCGUUAUCGUCGUCGUCGCCAUCUGCUAAUAAAGUUUCUCCAGUGAAGAUUGCAAUCAACAGAUCUUCACCUAAAAAAUCGACUUCCAGCGUAUCCUCAUCACCUUCAUCUCCUGCUACACCAACCCUUGACGCGUUGCUUGACGAACUCCCCCAGCAGUCGCCCACAAGUGCGGCCGCUUCUGCAGCCUCUGCAGUUUCACUGGCUAGCAUGAAAAUUCCAUCAUCCAUGGCACCUCUCGCUCCUGCGCACACAUCACCUCCACCUUCUAUUCCCCUGCCGCCGGCAGGUUCUGGGGCUAGAAAAGAGAGCAUGGGUGUUAGUCCAAAUACUGCGACACUCGGUAAUGUUCCUGAUUUGUCUGUGGCAACACCAACCAAACCAGGCAAUAACGGAUUUGAUAGUGGUGCCACGACAAUUAAGCAGAUUGAUUUGGCCGAUGGACGAGAUAAAUGGUGUGGAUUGUGUGAACGAGAUGGUCAUGAUAGUCUUAAUUGUCCAUUUGAAAAAGACUUUAACGAUGAUGAUGAGUUUGAGUUUUAA